CUCGAGGCUCGGGUCCGACCGCGACCACUUCGUGUAACUUCCUUCUCUGUCAGUGCGACCUUUCCCCGUCGUGGAGACUCCUCAUCCCGGGCGGGGAAGUGGAAGCAAGUAGUUUGUGAGGGAGAUCUUACAACCUGCACGGAAAUUAUUUUCCAAGGGGGAGAGCGGACAGCCUCAUAGGUUGAAAGGAUGACUUGUCAGAGGCCACGAGGAACGUGAGGCAGGAUAGAGCCGCUAGCUGUUGAAUUAGUGCUGGAUAAUCUCAGUGAUACCUUAAAGAAGCUGAAGAUAACAGCUGUUGACAAGACUGAGGAUAGUUUAGAAGGAUGCUUGGAUUGUCUGCUUCAAGCCUUGGCUCAAAAUAAUACGGAAACAAGUGAAAAAAUCCAAGCAAGUGGAAUACUUCAGCUGUUUGCAAGUCUGUUGACUCCACAGUCUUCCUGCAAAGCCAAAGUAGCUAACAUCAUAGCAGAAGUAGCCAAAAAUGAGUUUAUGCGAAUUCCAUGUGUGGAUGCUGGAUUGAUUUCACCACUGGUGCAGCUGCUAAAUAGCAAAGACCAGGAAGUGCUGCUUCAAACGGGCAGGGCUCUAGGAAACAUAUGUUACGAUAGCCAUGAGGGCAGAAGUGCAGUUGACCAAGCAGGUGGUGCACAGAUUGUAAUUGACCAUUUAAGGUCACUGUGCAGUAUAACAGAUCCCGCCAAUGAGAAGCUCUUGACUGUCUUUUGUGGCAUGCUGAUGAACUAUAGCAAUGAGAAUGAUUCGCUUCAAGCUCAGCUUAUCAAUAUGGGUGUUAUUCCUACCUUAGUGAAAUUACUGGGCAUCCACUGCCAAAAUGCAGCUCUUACAGAAAUGUGUCUUGUUGCAUUUGGUAAUUUAGCAGAACUUGAGUCAAGUAAAGAACAGUUUGCCAGUACAAACAUUGCUGAAGAGCUAGUAAAACUCUUCAAGAAACAAAUAGAACACGAUAAGAGAGAAAUGAUUUUUGAAGUUCUUGCUCCAUUGGCAGAAAAUGAUGCUAUUAAACUACAACUGGUUGAAGCAGGCCUAGUAGAGUGUCUACUAGAGAUUGUUCAGCAAAAAGUGGAUAGUGACAAAGAAGAUGAUAUUACUGAGCUCAAAACUGGUUCAGAUCUCAUGGUUUUAUUACUUCUUGGAGAUGAAUCCAUGCAGAAGUUAUUUGAAGGAGGAAAAGGUAGUGUAUUUCAAAGGGUACUCUCUUGGAUUCCAUCAAAUAACCACCAGCUACAGCUUGCUGGAGCAUUGGCAAUUGCAAAUUUUGCCAGAAAUGAUGGAAAUUGUAUUCAUAUGGUAGACAAUGGGAUUGUAGAAAAACUUAUGGAUUUACUGGACAGACAUGUAGAAGAUGGAAAUGUAACAGUACAGCAUGCAGCACUAAGUGCCCUCAGAAACCUGGCCAUUCCAGUUAUAAAUAAAGCAAAGAUGUUAUCAGCUGGGGUCACAGAGGCAGUUUUGAAAUUUCUUAAAUCUGAAAUGCCUCCUGUUCAGUUCAAACUUCUGGGAACAUUAAGAAUGUUAAUAGAUGCACAAGCAGAAGCUGCUGAGCAACUGGGAAAGAAUGUUAAGUUAGUGGAGCGUUUGGUGGAAUGGUGUGAAGCCAAAGAUCAUGCUGGUGUGAUGGGGGAGUCAAACAGACUGCUGUCUGCCCUUAUACGACACAGUAAAUCAAAAGAUGUAAUUAAAACCAUUGUGCAGAGUGGUGGCAUCAAGCAUCUAGUUACCAUGGCAACUAGUGAACAUGUAAUAAUGCAGAAUGAAGCCCUUGUUGCUUUGGCAUUAAUAGCAGCUUUAGAAUUGGGCACUGCUGAGAAAGAUCUAGAAAGUGCUAAACUUGUACAGAUUUUACAUAGACUGCUAGCAGAUGAGAGAAGUGCUCCUGAAAUCAAAUAUAAUUCCAUGGUCCUGAUAUGUGCUCUUAUGGGAUCUGAAUCUCUACACAAGGAAGUACAGGAUUUGGCUUUUCUAGAUGUCGUAUCCAAACUUCGCAGUCAUGAGAACAAAAGUGUUGCCCAGCAGGCCUCUCUCACAGAGCAGAGACUUACUGUGGAAAGCUGAGAACUGCCCGAUACACGGCAUCAUCCCAUCUCUAAUUUCCCCUCUGUCCUCCAUCCAGCGGCUUCUUCCGCUUCAUUCUCUACCAUACCACUUGUGCAUGCAUGUGAUGUUCUAAUACCAAUUGAAGAACCGCUGUAGGUACCUCCCUAAUAAGAUUUCUAAACCCAUAGUGUGAUCAUGACUUUGUCAAAGGCAAGUCUCCACCCAUAACUGUUCUCUUGUAUUCCUGUUGCUUGAGCUACAUUAAUUAGAAUGUGCAUGUUGUAGUCCUAUGAUGAUAUAAACUUGGUACGACAUAAUGACUUGCUCCACACAUGCAGUAAACUACAUAAUGAUGUACUGGUAAACUAGAAACAAAGAAUGCAGCAGGAUCUGUCUAGCUUAUUAAAGAUGAAACUGAAUUGGAAAAAUAGCUCCAUUUUUUGGUGCUUGGGAAGCACAGUGACCAAAAAAGUUGUAUGGCUGCUUAUUCAUUAGUCUUUCCUACUAAUGUCAAACCCAUGGUACCUAGAGUUAAAUAAAAUUCCAGUGCUCUUACUCUUUAA
This is a messenger RNA of Symphalangus syndactylus (siamang), 2621 nucleotides long. It is a transcript of the gene RAP1GDS1, whose product is annotated as Rap1 GTPase-GDP dissociation stimulator 1. The record is from RefSeq and is a predicted model, not a curated record. Gene Ontology annotation, molecular function: guanyl-nucleotide exchange factor activity; protein binding. NCBI's taxonomy places the organism in Eukaryota, Metazoa, Chordata, Mammalia, Primates, Hylobatidae. Gene Ontology annotation, biological process: positive regulation of GTPase activity.